AUGUUCCACCACAUUUGGGCAGCUCUUCUCUACCUCUAUGGCAUUCUCCUUAACUCCAUCUACCAGUGCCCUGAGCACAAUCAACUGACAACUGAAGGAAUGGAUGGGAAAGAGUUCCCAGAGCCCCACCUGGGCCAGUGGUAUUUUAUCGCAGGGGCAGCUCCCACCAAGGAGGAGUUGGCAACUUUUGACCCUGUGGACAACAUUGUCUUCAACAUGGCUGUGGGCUCUGCCCCCAUGCAGCUCCAGCUUCGAGCAGCCAUCCGCACGAAAAAUGGACUUUGUGUGCCCCGGAAAUGGAUCUACCACCUGUCUGACGGGAGCACAGAUCUCAGAACCGAAGGCCGCCCUGACAUGAAGACCAAGCUCUUCUCCAGUGCAUGCCCAGGUGGAAUCAUGCUGAAAGAGACAGGCCAGGGUUACCAGCGCUUCCUCCUCUACAAUCGCUCACCCCACCCUCCUGAGAAGUGUGUGGGGGAAUUCCAGUCCCUGACCUCCUGCCUGGACUUUAAGGCCUUCUUACUGACCCCCAGGAAUCAAGAUGCCUGCGAGCUGUCCAGUAACUGA
Molecule: messenger RNA, 567 nt
Organism: Rangifer tarandus platyrhynchus (Svalbard reindeer)
Lineage: Eukaryota; Metazoa; Chordata; Mammalia; Artiodactyla; Cervidae
Source: the annotation of a GenBank genome assembly